Molecule: messenger RNA, 369 nt
Organism: Lactuca virosa
Lineage: Eukaryota; Viridiplantae; Streptophyta; Magnoliopsida; Asterales; Asteraceae
Source: the annotation of a GenBank genome assembly
AUGUGGAUGGAACAGGGGGAGAUUGUUUCAAUGGAGGUGGAAGGGGAUUCGUUGUGGAUUAAGGUGAAGAUUUCGCCGAAGAUUUUAAAUUUUAUAGUGGCGAAGGGGUUCAUUGCGGUGGAUGGAACUAGUUUGACGGUGGUGGAUGUGUUUGAUGAAGAGGAGUGUUUCAAUUUCCUAUUGGUGGAGUAUACACAACAGAAAGUUGUGAUUCCACUGAAGAAAAUUGGGCAGAAGUCACCUCAUUUGCAACGAUCAAGCGUAAAGUCUCUCUCCUUAACACUAUGCCGCUUCUCUUUACGAAGAUUUUGCGAUAUUGAUUCGCACCAGGGAUUAUUUGUUUAUAUCGACGAACUUCUGAUAGUGUAA